Messenger RNA from Mesorhabditis belari, 528 nucleotides. NCBI's taxonomy places the organism in Eukaryota, Metazoa, Nematoda, Chromadorea, Rhabditida, Rhabditidae. The record is from the annotation of a GenBank genome assembly.
AUGAUUCCAUCGAUCUCAUCAACAGCACCGCUGCGACAAUGUCUAACGCUGAGACGAAUAUCGACAACGGCUCUCCAGAACAAAUGGAAACUAGUUGAAAAGACUGACGGCAAUACAACUACUGUGAAAGCCGUGAAAAUGGUCGACACCGAGCCGCCAAGAAAACCCGAGGAUCGAUGCGCGCUUUGCACUUGCAAUAUUCCAAUCAAAUUGGCCUACACAGAUGUUUUGGUACUCGAGCAAUUUAUGAGACCUGAUGGAACGGUUCUUCCACGGCAAUUAACAGGAAUUUGUAAGAGUCAGCAAUUGCGAUUGGAACGUUGUGUGAUGCAAGCGCAUUGGGCUGGUCUCUUCCCCGAUCGCACCAUUCCCGAAUUUGAUCGAGCCGGUUAUAAGCGCUUUUCCCGAUACUGGAGGGAUGACAUGUCGAUGUACUUUUUGACUGAGAAGAAAGAAACAGGCACCUGGUAUUAUUUGAAGAGAUACCCAUCAAAGGAUUCAAAAACUUGGAAAAGGCUUGAGCCCUCA